AUGUUGGCAGCACAGUCCACCAGCCAAAAUGGACAAGGCACAACUGCAGAUACUACAAGGCUUCUGCAAUUCAAGUCGGUCUUGGCCCAGCUGACUUUAGACUGGGACACUGUGUUAAUGGCCAUCAAAACUGCAAUCGCGCCCGCCGUGCUCGUUUGUAUUAUUGAAGCGGACGCAUAUAUCAAUUACUUCACCACAAAUGCUUACUUGGCUGCGAUCAUUGCGGCUUCUGCGCUGCCUUCUCUUCCGCGGGCAAAGCUUAUCGAGUACAAUCUCCAACUCGCAUUUACCACAGUCACGGCAUAUUGCUGGGCAUUGCUUGCCGGCUGGUGUGCGCUGCAGGCCAGGAAACACACCACAGAUAGCACUGGGCAGCUGGCAGCCUACAACUCCUCAGCUGAAGCCGUGGUCGCCAUAUUCCUGAUAGUUAUCAUCUGGUGUGUGUUCACCUUAAAGUCUACCUAUCCUUCUUGGAACCUCCAAUUCACCUUGGCUGGCAUCUACGCUGUUGCAGCAAUGCCUGCUGUUGCUCGAGUGACUACUAUGACAGAAGCCAUUGCUAAGACCACCGUAAUCCUGGAGGCUUUUCUAGCAGGACAGGCCAUCGGCUUUGUCACCGGCCUUGUCAUAUUCCCGUCGAGUUGCAGAGGGGUAUUCAAAAGAGACAUAAAAGCCGCCCUAGAUGCGUUGGUCGCUGUCAUGCAGGCUCAAGGAAAAUGCAUGGACGAUUUCAGGUCAAACAAGAUCUCUGCGGAAAGCGAGGAAAGGAGCUCAGCUAUCCGUCAGCUUGAGGAGACCCAGCAACAGCUCACAAAUAUCAUUGUCAAGGCUCAUGAAGGCGUCAGGUAUGCAGAGCGAGAAGUAUCUUGGGAUCGUCUUAGUGGCUCAGAUCUGCAGCAUAUUGCCUCAUUGUUGGUCAACUUGAUUCCACCUGCAUCUGGUUUAAGCUCCACAGCCCACAUGCUGCAGCUGGCCGCAGAAGGGUGCCGUUCGCACAAUGGUACUGAUGCGAUGAAUGGUCGUGAUGUGGGAAAUGAUACCUCGGAUGACGAGAAGGAUUGGCAUGAUCUUGAGUUACAAAUGCACCGGCACUCACUCUCGAUAUCUGAGGCAAUCAUCGACGGAGCGGAGCACGGCAAACUCAGGCUCGACCAGACCAUCGGCUGUUCUUUGUUCGGCAAAAUUCGUGCGCAAGAGACUGAUGAAGAGCGCCGGGGGGAACUCAUGCGCCCGGGAACGGCCAACUUUCUGAGGUCUUAUCGUGACAUCUUCUCCAGCUGUAGUGUUUCGCAUCAGCAGGACCAUGACACUAGAGAGGAAGAGCUGCUUCACAAUUACAUGCAGAACAGACCACAAGUUGAACAUUGGGACCACGCCGCGCCUGAAGCGUAUUCCAAUACUCUGCGCUAUUUUCUAUUACUCCAUUUUCAAACCCUACUCUCAUCUCUUGGAGACGAACUACUGCCGCUGCUGGUUUUCCUCGAGGACUGCAAUACGAAACCCAAGCGACUUCGCCUUCCUCGUGCAAGUCGUAUUGUUCGCUUGAUCCCCUGGCUCACAACAAUGGCCCGUUCGCGAUGGCGCCGGCAAGAGAAUGCCGAUGUUGAAGAGGAUGUUAAACUUGGCUCCGCAUUCUAUAAUCAAAGGGACCCCGAUCACCUCCCUCCUGUUAACUUGGUUCAGUCUGUUGGAGACGGGAUUCGCCAAAUCAGCUCCAUCCUGCGCACCGACCAUGCUGCCUAUGGUCUUCGGGGAGUCUGUGCUAUCAUGACUAUCGCGAUACUUUCCUUCCUCCGUGACUCUCAGACAUUUUACUUUGGACACCAAUUUCUCUGGGCCAUGUUUGCCAUAUUACUCUCCAUGGGCCGCACUGCUGGAUCAUCAACCUUUCUUCUAUUGUGCCGCAUACUGGGGACAAUCCUUUCCAUGAUAGUCUGCUAUCUUAUCUGGUACAUCCCCGAUCAAAAAACACCGGGGAUUCUCGUUUUGCUCUGGCUCUGGUUCACCGUUAUUGGCUACCUCUUUGUUCGAUUCCCAAGUUUUUCGAGCAUAUGGUUCGUAGCCCUUGUAGCCGCAAUUGUCAUGAUAGCCACUGAGCUUCAAGACCGUCGUCUGGGGCAAGAAGCCGUAUCGAAAUCCGGAUUUGCAGUUUACGCGCCAUAUAUCACCUUUCCCUACCGACUUGCUGUUGUGGCUGUCGGCGUUCUCAUUGGGUACUUCUGGACAAUUGUCCCAUAUCCACUGUCCGAACACUACGAGCUCCGCCAGGAGGUGGCAAAGUCCAUGUACAUGCUCGCCAACUUCUACAUGUGCAUCCGCCAAAUAAUCUUUGCCCGUAUUAACGGCACUGCUGGAGAUCCCACUGAUAAGAUCAGCCCCGCCUUCCACCUGCAAGAAGCUCGCCGCCGUGUCUUCCGCCAGUACCAGACACUGAUGAGCAACGGCAAGAAAUACUUCCAGUUCCUAGAUUGGGAAUUCGCUCUCGGUGGACGCUUUCCCAAAAGAGCUUAUAGUGAGAUUCUGCUCAUCAUAGAGCGUCUGGGCGGCUACAUGACCUUGACCGGAUAUGCGUCUCGCUCACUAAAUCGCUCUUCUGGUCCGUCUCUCUGGUGGACUGCCGACCAGACUGGAACGGUCGAGAGCUAUAUCGCUCUGGAUGGCAUCGCUACCAGGCUGAUCAUCCUGCAUUCUGCAUUGGCUGGUGGCCAUGCCAUGCCGCCGCAGCUUAGGAAGUUUGGAAUCCCGGACCUGAGGGACUUCCUUAGCAGGGAGAUACCCUCUGAAGAAGGAUUUGCCGCGGCAGCCCUUAUUCGCAGCGUCAACUGGUAUAUGACUCGGGAUCUAAAUCGGCUGACGCAGUAA
Messenger RNA from Paecilomyces variotii, 2862 nucleotides. RefSeq lists its product as hypothetical. The record is from RefSeq and is a predicted model, not a curated record. NCBI's taxonomy places the organism in Eukaryota, Fungi, Ascomycota, Eurotiomycetes, Eurotiales, Thermoascaceae. The transcript is spliced from 3 exons. Bases 1 to 2862 code for a protein of 953 amino acids.